CAUCUAUUGUUCACGCGCGAGUCUCGUGACCUUGACUGCGUGAGAGGAGUUGUAACAUAAUCAAAUUUGGCAUAAUUUUACGCGUGUAAGUUGAGCAGUCACGUGCAAGUUGAAGUCAAUAGAAUUGGCGCUCACGUUACUCUUCAUGGAUAUUCGUCGUUUUUUGAUUGGAUCAGGGUCAAAACAAAAAUCUCAAGGUAGUGAUGAUCAGAAGACACCAGGACGGAAAGAAACGGAAAAGGAAAAACCAUCAAAAAAGAGAAGAAGAAUAGCUGUCCUUAGUGAUUCAGAUGAUGAAGAUUUUACAACAAAGAAGAAAGGAAAAGCAAAUGGAGCAGCUGGAGUAAAAAGAAAGCUUCUUGAUGAUCCAGAUGUCAAACUUGAUUCACCAGCCAAAUCCAAUCGUUUUCCUGUUCGUGGCAAAAAGAGUAAAGCAAAUGUAGAAAAGCAUGUUUCCAUGUCAGCAGAAGACUUUUUCCGUUCAUCAUCACAAACUUUAUCAAAACCAAAAGCAAAAAGCAAAAUAGAAAUGAAGUUGGAGGCAUUCAGACGCGACGACAAAAAGAGAGAAACAGUUGCGGCUCAAAUAGCAACCGAAGCACCAAAGCAUAAGAAGUUAACGAAAGUCGAAUCUCUGAAGGCUGAUGAUACCAUGAAUGGAGACAACACGAAAAAGGAUAAAAGAAGUGAAGAGGUUGUUGAACAGCCCAUAAAAGUUUUAUUUGUUCGACCAUCACCGAAGCGUUUUCUGUCUGCUGGUCAUGCUACUGAUGGUCACAAAGAAGUGUCUGGUGUACCUGUAAGUCCUGAUAAACCUGUAAUGAAGAAGAGUAUGUCUGCAAGUGAUACAUCAAGGAAGGUUUAUCGAGAUUUUUUGCAACGGCAAGGACCAACACAACUCGGAAUGAAGUCACUUCCGGAGGCUGCUGACGAUUGUUUGGAAGGCAAGUCAUUUGUUGUGACCGGUGUGUUGGAGAGUUUCGAACGAGACGAUGUUAUUGAUUACAUCAAGCGUUACGGCGGCAAGAUUUCUCAACAAGUUGGCAAGCGAACAAGCUAUUGUGUUGUAGGAAGAGAUGCAGGGCCAACAAAAUUAGAUAAGAUAAAACAGUUUAACACUGUAUCACUGGACGAAGACAAAUUUCUUGCUCUGAUGCAUUCGUUUCCUCCCAAACAACCAAAAUCUGGUCCAUCCACAUCUUCAGUAUCUUCUCUUUCCACUGAUGAAAGCAAAGCCAAGAAAGCCCGAACUGAACCACCAACCAAGGCAAAAACUUUCACACAAACGGAACCAGUCAGCAGCACAGCGACACAACAUUCAACAGAGGGCAGCAGAUUGGAUGUCGAGAACGAAAUGUGGGUUGAUAAGUAUCGACCCAAAUCAACAAAGGAAAUCAUUGGACAGCAAGGAGACAAAAGUAACGUCAAGAAGUUAGGAAUGUGGCUGGAGAAAUGGCAUCAGUGUCAAGCAUUGAAGACAAGUCAUAGUGGUAAAGAUGGGAGCUCGGUGUUUAAAGCUGCGUUGCUGUCUGGUCCUCCUGGUGUUGGGAAAACGACGUCAGCAUCACUGGUUUGCCAGGAAAAGGGAUUCACGUAUAUUGAGUUGAAUGCAAGCGACGCGAGAAAUAAGAAGACGCUGCAGGAGACGGUGAAAGAUGCUUUGGCCAAUUGUGAUAUUGCUAGUUUGGUUAAAGGUGACAGUAGUGGGAAACAUCACGUGCUCAUUAUGGAUGAAGUAGAUGGAAUGUCAGGAAAUGAAGAUCGAGGAGGCAUUCAGGAAUUAAUCAAUUUUAUCAAGUCAACUCACAUUCCUGUCAUUUGUAUCUGCAACGAUCGUAAUCACAUCAAAAUUCGUUCUCUUGCAAACCAUUGUCUUGACCUUCGCUUUCAACGUCCAAGGAUUGAGCAGAUCAAAGGAGCAAUGAUGAAGAUUGCCUUCAAGGAGAAGGUGGACAUUAAAGCUCCCGCUAUUGAACAGAUAGCAGUAGCAGCUAAUGGAGACAUUCGACAAACACUGAAUAAUUUGUGUAUGUGGAGCUCAGCAGAGAAGUCGCUGUCUUAUGAUGAAGCAAAACACAGUGCAAACAGUGCAAGGAAGCAGACAAAUUUGAGUCCAUUUGAAGGAGUGAGAAAAGUGUUUGCACCAGACACACAGAAGCUGUCACUGAAUGAGCAAUCUGAUCUGUUCUUCAUGGAUUACUCCCUCAUGCCAUUAUUUGUACAGGAAAAUUAUGUCUCUGUAACUCCAAUUGAUGCAAGAGAUGAUCCUCGCAAGACGCUUCGUCUUAUCAGCAAAGCAGCAGAGUCUCUAAGUUGGUCUGACGUAAUGGACCGUUCGGUCCGAACAUCACAAAACUGGGGACUCUUGCCAUUGCAGGCCAUGUUGACUUGUGCUAUUCCUGCUUUCCAUCUGCAUGGCUCGUUGUCUCAUAUGAUCAGCUUUCCUCAAUGGUUGGGCAGAAAUUCGAAACAGAGACGACUCGGUCGUAUUCUGAGUGAACUCAGCUUGCACACUCACACUAAAUCGUUGGCAUCGCUGUUGGCUGUUAAUUUGGAUUAUGUGCCGAUACUGAGACAAAGACUAACAUCUCCACUAGCAUUGGAGGGACUUGAUGGAGUACAAGAUGUCAUAUCACUGAUGGAGACAUACUGUUUAACACGAGAUGACCGAGAAACAGUUCUCGAACUAGGACAAUUUCCUGGCAAGCCUGACCCAUCCAGUAAAAUAAACUCAAAGGUCAAAUCGGCCUUUACUCGUGCAUACAACAAGUCCUCCAUUCUUUCUCCAUUUGUGACAAGUCAGUCAGCAAGAAAGACAAAACCAAAUGCAGCUUCUUCACCCGAAUUUGGUGUCGAUGGUCCUGAAGAGACACAAGACAGUUUGGAAACCGAUAGUGAAGAGGAAACCGAUAUCAGCAAGGAUGCAAUGAUAAAGGCUAAACGACAAAGAAGCAAACAAGCAAUGGGGAAAGAGGCAGUGGACAGGAAAAUGAAAGGACAAGGGCGUGGGCGUGGCAGAGGAAAGGCCAGUUCUUAACAGUUUGUUUUCAUGGUUUACAUAAACUGUAGAAUGUAAUGUGUUGCAAGGAAUACAAAGGUUUGCUGGUAGUUUUGAACGAUAGUUGGUAAUUGUUGUAUAUGUGGGUAAGAGGGAAUACAAAUGGUCAGGCGUUUGAUGUUUACAAUAUCAAUGGUAAUUAAUAUUAAUUAGUAGCUGCAUACACACAUGAAUAAAGUGUUUGAAGCAGUCACAGUCUCACUCCACAUGUUUGAUAGUGCUGCAUGUCUC
Messenger RNA from Corticium candelabrum, 3289 nucleotides. Its product is annotated as replication factor C subunit 1-like. Gene Ontology annotation, molecular function: ATP hydrolysis activity; ATP binding; DNA clamp loader activity. Gene Ontology annotation, cellular component: nucleus; DNA replication factor C complex. NCBI's taxonomy places the organism in Eukaryota, Metazoa, Porifera, Homoscleromorpha, Homosclerophorida, Plakinidae. Gene Ontology annotation, biological process: DNA replication; DNA repair. The transcript is spliced from 15 exons. Bases 146 to 3037 code for a protein of 963 amino acids. The record is from RefSeq and is a predicted model, not a curated record.